CAUUAGGCAAGUUUACUCCCCACUGUCUCUCUCAUUGGCUACAUAAAAGGUCCCUCCAAUUGAUAGAAAUGUCGGUUCUACUUUCCCUCCCUUUUCAAAACCCUCCAAUUAUCAAAUCCACUUCAAUUUCCCUCCAUUCUUCAAAUCCAUAACUACCAAAUUUGUCUUUCCCUUUCAUAGAUUACAACAAUCUAAGUUCAAAUCGCAUCUCAAAUCUUCAAAAAAACCUACCUUCAAAACCCAAUUUUUGAUUACUUUUCCCCCAAAAAACCCUUUUCUCUCCGUUUUUUCAACAUUUCAAAGGACACCCAUUUCGUAAAAAAGCCUAAAGAUUCAUUCUCUACCAUUAAAUUUAGUUGAUUUUCACCAAAUCUUAACUGGGUCAUCCCCAAUCAUACCCUUCAAAAACCCUAGUUUUUAACCCCAAAAUUUCAAGAAAAUCCUAUCUUUUUAUCUGUUGGUUUGACAUUUCAAUGGAAACCCAUCUCGUGGAGAACCUAAAAACUCAACCUUUACCUGUUAAUUCAGUUGAGUUUCAAAAAACCCUAGAUGGGUCGUCCCCAAAUUCGCCGAAUCAAGCUCAGCAAAGUGAUGAAAUGGAAAAAGAUGGUGACGUUUUGGCAGAAGAAGAUUCCAGAAGAGUUGAGAAUGUGAAGGAAGAGAAUUUGGAUUUGGAUUCUAAUUGGGCUGAUUCUUGGGCCAAAGUUACUGAUUCAAGCCCAUUGGACUCACAAUGGUCUGUUGAUGCUGCUGAUUAUGGGCCUUCGUCUUCUAAUUGGGCUGAUUCUUGGGCCAAAGUUACUGAUUCAAGCCCAUUGGACUCACAAUGGUCUGUUGAUGCUGCUGAUUAUGGGCCUUCGUCUUCUAAUUGGGCUGAAUGCCCUUCAGAAAUAAAGCCAUUGGACUCAAUUGGGCCCGAGUGGAAUUUUCAAAGAGAUGAGGAAACUAAGCCUGAAAUCUCUGAUUUACCCUUUGAGAAUCAGCCUUCUAAGCUGGGUGCUGGACUUGCUAACUUAGGCAACACAUGCUUUCUAAAUGCGGUUUUGCAAUCUUUCAUGCACACAGUGCCUUUGCUUCAGCACCUUACGUCGAAUGAUCAUGUAUCACCAUGUGAUAGUUACCUUAGAGGAUUCUGCGUACUUUGCGCUAUUAGGGAGCUUGUUGACCUUUCAUUGGCUUCUGGGGGUGAUGUUGUCUCGCCGUGGAAACUUGUUAACAAUUUGAACCAUUUUUCAUCCAGUUUUCAUAGGUUCCAACAAGAAGACGCUCAUGAAUUCCUCCAAUGUUUUCUGGAUAGACUUGAAAGCUGCUGUAAUGAUUCAGGGCCAAAAGACAGGGCACCAUCAGAAAGUGACAACAUUGUGAAGCAGGCCUUUGGUGGUCGCCUUGUCAGCAAACUGCGCUGUUGCAAUUGUGGUCACUGCUCCGACACUUAUGAGCCUCUAAUUGAUCUAAGUUUGGAGAUUAAGGAUGUUGACAGUUUACCCGAAGCUUUGGAGUCUUUCACAAAAGUUGAGAAAAUUGAUGAUCCAGAGAUAAAGUUUUCAUGUGAAAAAUGUAAGGAACAAGUGUCAAUCGAGAAGCAGCUUGUGCUCGAUAAAGCCCCUUCUGUCGCCGCCUUCCAUUUGAAGAGAUUUGAAAAUGAUGGUUCUUUUGUUGAGAAGGUUGACAAGCAUGUUUCAUUUCCACUGGAAUUGGACUUGCUUCCUUAUACUGAUAACAACCAAAUUAAUAAUGGAGAAAUGAAGUACGAUCUUUAUGCAGUUAUAGUGCAUAGCGGGUUUUCAUCCUGUUCAGGGCAUUAUUACAGCUUCAUUCGUUCUGCACCAGAUGAAUGGUACAAAUUUGAUGACUCAGAGGUAUUUCGGGUUCAAGAAGAUCUUGUUUUGGAAGAGGAGGCAUAUAUUAUGUUCUAUGCAAAGAGAGGCACUCCGUGGUUUUCAGAUUUUGUCGAAAUGAAAAAGUCCUUCAUAGAUCCGUCCAUAUUUAAUACUUCUCCCAAGUCAGUUCUAGAUAAUGUGGAUGCUAUCUCCAUAGCUUCUCCGCGCAUGCCAAAUGAUCUUGCUUGCAAUGUCAGUGAAUCCAAUAAUGCUGCAGAUGAAGCAUCUCCUAAACCUGACCUCGAAAAGAUUGAGGAUAGUGAAUCAAAGUAUACUGAGCAGACGUCUACUCCAGGACUAUCUGGUGCGAUGAAAUCUCUGUAUUCUCAUGUAGAUGAAGUGUUUUUACCUUCAACGCAUGAAGAAAACUGUACUCGGGACAUAGGUGUGACCAAAAGAAGUGUAACUCUUACUCCCAAGACACUGUCUAGAUCGCCAAGUCCAGAGAUAUACCGAGAUGAUCCCCCAGAAAACACUUACGCCAUUCCUCGUGGCCAUCUAGCAUUAGCAGAUCCGGUUUCUUUCAAAAACCAAUCUCAGAAGGAUCACGAGCAGGACUUGGAAAGAAAACAGGCGUGUUCUCUGAUUAAGAAGCGAAUUCCAGGGUCAAGAGGUCAACAAUUAAUGGCUGCUAUGCGUGGCUCGCGUAGUGAAGGUUCCGUGAACAAGAAAAGGAGAAAAUUGGAAGUAGUUUCUCCAAGUAGAGACGAUACAGGUUCAGCUGGUCGCCGUAGGUCCAGCUUUGGCUCUAUGUUACAUCCUGUAACGGCGGGCAGUUCGAGAUGACUAGGUUUUGAUUUUGCAAACACUUGUUGUUUGUACCUCUCUUUUGUUGUAACUGGAAAAUCUGAACUGAAAGAAUAGUCUUUUUGAUUUAGAACUACAGGGGUAGUGUAUCUUAAACUGGCUAGGGUAAAACAGGCAGCUCGGUGCACUAAGCCUCUGCUAUGAGCGGAGUCCGGAGAAGAGCCGGACUACACGUGUCUAUUGAACUGGCUAAGGUAGUUUUCGGAUAUUCAGCUGUUUAGUUUGUUAUUUAACAAUGUAUAGUAGAGACUACAGAGUGAGAAUUCAUGUUAUUUUCUGAGAGUUCAGAAGAUAACAUACAUAUAAUGAAGGAUUAGGAUUUUGUUUA
Messenger RNA from Nicotiana tabacum (common tobacco), 3015 nucleotides. The record is from RefSeq and is a predicted model, not a curated record. NCBI's taxonomy places the organism in Eukaryota, Viridiplantae, Streptophyta, Magnoliopsida, Solanales, Solanaceae.